This is a messenger RNA of Epithele typhae, 1575 nucleotides long. RefSeq lists its product as uncharacterized. The coding region runs from base 1 to 1575 and encodes 524 amino acids. The transcript has 2 exons. The record is from RefSeq and is a predicted model, not a curated record. NCBI's taxonomy places the organism in Eukaryota, Fungi, Basidiomycota, Agaricomycetes, Polyporales, Epitheliaceae.
AUGCAACGCCACCCGUCCCAGAGUGGCCAGGCGUCCGAACUCGUUCUCAGGCUUCGCAAGUUCUCAGGCAGCGUGAUGAACGCGGUGAAACCUGCCAGACCAGACCCGACGCCGCGCAGGCAGCCGUCCUACCGUGGGGGCCAACCGGUGCCCAAGGACCGAAUCGGCCUCCCGAACGAGCAGCUCCGCCACCCCUUCGGGCGUCGCUCCCAAGACGACACCGAGUCCCACUCCACGCCUCCCCUAGGCGGCUGCAACCAGCCCACCAUCCCCCACCGGCCCCAGAACACCCGCGCCCGGGCCCCCUUUCCAGGCCUCGGGCGGAGCGCCACCCUGCCGACCCGCAGGUCGCGCGGCGAGAGCUUCUGCGUCGUCCCGCUCGGGGACGAGGUCGACGCGGCCAGGCGCGGGGACCGCGACGCCCUCGGACGGCUCGACCGCCUCGCCUCUGAGAGGGUCGAGGCACCGCAGCGGGAGAGCGCACCGCCGCUGCUCGCGGCCUCGCGCGCGACCAACGCGACGCCGCACUUGAGAGACGCGAGGAGGAGCGAGCAUUCGUCGAGGUACCGGGACGUUCCCUACUACGCUUCGAAACCGUCGAAAGCGCAGGAGAAGCCGGUGCGUGUCGACCGCGUCCGGCUCGAUAUCCAGGAGUGGGCGAGGAAGCAGGAGGAGAAGAGGCGGAAGGAGGAGAAGGAGAAAGAGGAACAGGAGCGCGGGAGGCAGUCCUACUAUUGCGCGGUCGGGAAGCCUUCCGUGCAGAGGACCGGCGCGAUUAGAGGCAGGUCUGAAGACGCGUGGAACCGCGCGGGGCAAGCCUCACCGCAACGCACCCCUUCUCGGGAGGCCGGCCACGUUGCUGCAGACAUCGUGGCGGCGCUCCGCGCAGACUCGCGCUCCCCGACGCCCUCGCGCUCUCCCGUGUCGUCGCGCGCCCCAACCCCGACGCCCCGCGCGGGCACGCCCACAUCCGUAUCCACAGUCCUGUCCUCGGUGCGCCGCCGCGCAAUGUCGCCCGACAGCGCGGCCUCGCGCUCCCCCGCGCGCUCCCACCUCUCACACGAAAUCCCCCCACCCCCACCCGCCAAGGCCCUCCCCGUCGGCAAGCGGAUGCCGCGCGACGUCCCGCGCGACGUCAGCCUGUCGGUCUGCACCUCCGCAUACGACUCGGACUCGGACUCGGACUCGGACUCGGACUCCGCCUCCGCGUACUCCGUCACGUCCGCCAGCUCCUCCGUCGCCGUCCGGAUGCCGCUCUCCGCGAGGCUGCUCAGCCAGAUGCAGGAGCGCGUGCAGCACGCGCAGGCCGCGCGGCCCGUCCCAACCGUCGUGCACUGCGACGACGGCGAGCUCGCGCGGCGCGCCUCGCAGCGCGCGCACAUCGAAGACGCGGCCUUGGCCACCGCCGCCGCCGACAUUGCUCAGACACGCCGGCGUGCGAGCAAGAGGGGGCAUGCGCAAAUAGAGACGGUCGGUGCUGGUACCCUCCCCGGGGCCACUGUGGAUGGCGCGGAAAUCGAGUUGACCCGCCCGCUCAACAUCCGCAAGGUUAAAGGUGGACAGAGUCAAGUCUGA